AUUCUGGAAGAUGCCUCAAUUAUGUGCAAUUCUUGGUCGCCGAGACAUAAUGGCGACCUUUUCGGCGGUUUAAACGGCGGCCUACAGGAUGGAUUACUCUCGAGGGCGGAAGCUUUAGCCGCGGAUUUGGGGAAACAUAACGCGGGCACCCCGAUGCCUUUGAAGCAUGAUCCCGUCUCGGUUUACCAUCACGGUGCUCACAUGCCGGCCCCCCACCCAAACAAUCGGCCACAUCACCAGAUGAGCCACCCAGGGAUGGAAAGUCUAGACAUGUUGGACCCAGCCAAUUCGAUGACAACGCUAACACCGAUGUCAGAAAACACAGGUGGUGGACCGGGCCACCACGCAGGAAUCCAUGGCCCAAGUGUCUACGGUGGGAUGAACGGGAUGAUGGGACACCAUCACCACGCAAACAUCGGUGGAAGCGUUCCACAUCCUCAUCACCAUCCAGCAAUGGCAGCGGCAGCGGCCGCUGCCGCCGCAGCCGGUCUGCAUCCCGACGCGGACACGGAUCCCCGGGAACUGGAAGCAUUUGCCGAGAGAUUUAAACAACGUCGCAUCAAACUAGGAGUCACCCAAGCCGACGUCGGAAAGGCCCUAGCCAAUUUGAAGCUACCAGGUGUUGGAGCUCUCUCCCAGUCAACGAUAUGUCGCUUCGAAUCCUUAACAUUGUCCCACAAUAACAUGAUCGCGCUGAAGCCUAUUCUGCAGGCUUGGCUCGAAGAAGCGGAAGCUCAGGCCAAAAACAAAAGGCGCGAUCCCGAUGCCCCUUCGGUACUGCCAGCAGGUGAGAAAAAACGAAAGAGGACCAGUAUCGCGGCACCGGAGAAACGAUCUUUGGAAGCCUACUUUGCGGUCCAGCCGAGACCCUCUGGAGAAAAGAUAGCCGCUAUCGCUGAGAAGUUGGACCUUAAGAAAAACGUUGUUAGGGUCUGGUUCUGCAACCAACGACAAAAGCAGAAACGCAUGAAGUUCGCUGCCCAGCAUUGA
Orussus abietinus is the source of this 990-nucleotide messenger RNA. RefSeq names its product inhibitory POU protein (gene acj6). Gene Ontology annotation, molecular function: DNA-binding transcription factor activity, RNA polymerase II-specific; RNA polymerase II cis-regulatory region sequence-specific DNA binding. The transcript is spliced from 3 exons. Bases 22 to 990 code for a protein of 322 amino acids. The record is from RefSeq and is a predicted model, not a curated record. Lineage: Eukaryota; Metazoa; Arthropoda; Insecta; Hymenoptera; Orussidae. Gene Ontology annotation, biological process: regulation of transcription by RNA polymerase II.